AUGCCGUCGAUUGGCACUGAAAGCAACUGGAAGAGGAGUGACUGCGAGCAGCGGCUGAAGUCCUCUACUGCGAGUAGAGGCACCAGCAGCAGCAGCAGCGGCCCGGGCCCGGGAAUCCUACUCGACACUCAGCCUAUUUUUAAUACACUGAUGGACGGGUCCCAUAAUGCAUUUUGCGACAAUACCAAGCGGGGAAGGAAGGGAGGGGAAGAAGUGGGGAGACGCCCCGACGCUGCUGGCAUUGAAACGGCAGGGCCAUCAAGCGGUCGCUCGUUUCGCGUGCGUUUGACGCAUGCUUCCGGCGCAAAGAUGUAUUCGGAGCCGUUGAACAGCCUGCGGAAUGCGUCCUCACUACCCAGUGAGGCUGGUGCAAAUUGGCGGGAGCCUGCCGAGAUGAUCGUUCGGCAGAACUCACCAACGGAACGCCCUGUAGGGCAACAGCAACAUGAUUGCCAGCCGAAGACUUAUCAACAGCAGGAGCUGCAAGUUGGGAUGGAGGCCGCGGACCCCAACGGGACGGAACUCUUGGAUCCAACAAACACGACAGCAACAACAACAACAACAACAACAACAGGAAUUCAGCUACUGAAAUCCAAAUCGAGUUUAGAUGAGGUGUGCAUGCAACGGGCUCAAGAGAAGCGUUUGUCUAACGUGCGGGAGACACAACUGCGAGAAAUGUACGAAGCCAAGAUAGCCGAGCUUGAGGACGUCAUUCACGCAAGCCAACGUGCAGCCUCCGAUGCAGAGGCUCUCCUUCUGCAGAAGGAGUUGGAAUGGCAAACUGCCAGGACGUCAAUGGCACAGAAGUUUAAUGGGGAGACCGUAUCCAACGUCAGUUGCUUGCUUGAAACGACACUGAGGGCGCGGGAAAAGGAACUUGAGGACACGCGGGAAAUUCUGCGAGUCGAGCGGGCACGUUGGGCAGGGGCAUUACAACGGGAGGAAGUUCUCCGCAGCAGGUUUCUUGUUGCCGAAGAGAGCCGCGUGCUGUACCAACUUUACUUGCAGCGACUUUUGGAGUUUCUUCGUACACGGGUAAAAGAAAGGCCAGAAUUGCCUCUAUAUACGGAGCCAUUGGUAACUCAUAGCGCUGUUGUUAAGGCAAUGAGCGAGGCGCUGCGUUCAGCGGAUGCCGCGACGAAUGAGGAGGUUAAUUCCAUGCUUGAGUUUUCUCCGCAGGGGGCGCGAGGGAAAGUUACUGUGGAGCUGCAGUCGCCACCUGAACCGUCACGACAGUUGACGAAUGCCACUUUGCUUACAAUGUCCAUGCUAGAGUCUACGGUGACGGACUGUAUGGCACUCUGGAGGCGCGAGGAGAAACGGCGUCAUGAUCACUUCAAGCAGACCCUUCAGGCGGUUGUUAAUGGUUUUACGGAGGAGUUGGAAGCAAAACUUACCCUCAUUUUAAGCUAUGUGGGAAAAACGGAGCAGCGCAUUGGCGAAUACGAGAAGAUGGCGGUGCAUGUCUUUGGGAAACUUGUGCGGAAUGCCCAUGAUCGUGGGAGACAAAUGGAUGGCCUUCAGAAGGAGGUGGAGCGGGCCAGCCGGGAAUAUGCCCAAUCUCAGCGGCUACUAACACGGGCGCAAGCGGAGGUCAGUGGGUUGAAGGACGAGAUCCGACGUAUGGAUGGCGAUCGCGAGGUUGCUCUGUUGGUUCACCGGGCUGCAGAAUGCCUGGAAGACGUUCGACAAAGUGUGCGAGGUGCCGUCCGGUCGGCUGCCCAGGAUAUUGAGCAGCGUACAUUAGAGUGUAAUACCUUAAAGGAACCUUUUCUUCAAUCAAUGCGUGUUAUAGCAUUAAAGGUAGAGGCACAUGCGGAGAUGGCACGAACGGCGAUUCGUCGGCGGCAGCAUGAAGAUGCAGGAAAUCCCAUUGAAACCGUAUUGCGAAGAGCAGGCUCUGUUGGUGCCGAGGAGAUGCAUCGUCUCAUUCUCAGCACACCGUGUUGUGAUUCACGAAGCCGACAGCGGCAUACAACACAAAUAAUGAGGGGAGAAAUGGCUGGAGAGUCAAAGAAUUUUCUCAUGUUGGAAGAGUUGAGCCGUGUGAUGAAAAAUCUCUGUCGGCUUCUUGAGAACAAUGCGCGGCAGGUGGAUAACAACGCGGCGAAACUUGCCCAAGCCAUCGCUGCCUGGGAGGAAUCAAUUGUCAAGAAGAUGGCUGAGAUUUGGGAAUCCAUGCACGAAAUGCUUGUUGCAGCUGGCAUUCCGCCAAGACCAGUGCCAGUCCUAACCGUACUUGGAGGGGUGCAGCGACGUGAGGGAGGGAACAGUGCGCCGCUGUUUCUUGGUGACACGAACGCCGGUAAUAGUGGAAGAAUGUUGAUGCACAAAACGCAGCCCAUAUGUCCUUUUGCUGGAGUGGGGUCGAGACCGUCUUGCACGGGAAGUCUCGCCACAUCCGGCAGUUGUGCGCCUUCCGUCAGCUUUGCGCAGUCCACCAUCAGUUCAACAGAUUUUAGUCGAGCCGCAAGUACAGCAAUAAUUCCAUCGUGGCGUGCGCCGCUCGCUCCGCUGCAGGAAGUAGAACAGACACCUGAACUGAGUGCACGCCACAGCUUGGAAAGGCUCACACCACAGUCCAUCGCCGUGUCGCGGACGCCGACACCACCCCCACCACCCCUUUCUUCGCAAAUGACAAACACGGUCCCACCGUCGCAGCGACCACCACCGCAGCAAGAACAAAACUUGCAUCAGCGGCGACAACUUUUUGUGGAGUCCCCGUGCAACUCGCCCCGGCCUGUGGAAAACUCUGGAGCUCCACUGCGGAUGCACUAUACGGGGGAAUUGAGUGAUUUUGAAGGGUGCGAGUUGCGGUUAUCGUCCGGUGCCAUCCUUUCCCGACGUGUGGCUGCAUCUUCGCAGGGAUUUGAAUAG
Molecule: messenger RNA, 2877 nt
Organism: Trypanosoma cruzi
Lineage: Eukaryota; Euglenozoa; Kinetoplastea; Trypanosomatida; Trypanosomatidae
Exons: 1
Coding region: 1-2877 (958 amino acids)
Source: RefSeq, a predicted model, not a curated record